ACUUUGUUUUUGCUCUUGAUGCAGACGCCAGUGUCAGCACCUCACAUUAGAGCGAGCUCUCUCCUCUGGAUGAGAUGGCCGCUGAGGAAUUUGAAGGUGGAAUGGUGGCGGUCUGCGUGAUCCUGGGCCUGUCCUUUUUGAUCGGCACCCCCGGAAAUCUGCUGGUGAUUUGGACCAUCCUGCGCCACGUCAAGCAACGCUCGCACACGGUGGUGCUGAUUCUUCACCUGGCGGCCGCCGAUCUGCUGGUGCUCGUCACCCUGCCCUUAUGGAUCUACUCAUUGGUCCACUCUUGGGUGUUUGGAGAGGUCACCUGCAAAGUCAUGGGUUUCAUGAUCCAUUCCUGUAUGUACGGCAGCGUUUUUCUCAUUACCCUCAUGAGCGUGGAACGUUUUUUGGCCGUGCGCUAUCCCUUCGCCUCGGCCGGAUGGAAGAGGCAAAAGGCCCUGAGUAAAGCCUUGAUGUGUCUGUGGACUGCGGCCUUCUUGUUCAGUGUGCCCGCACUCCUCACACGGGUUGUUGGUGAGGAUUCAGGAGAGGAGCACUGUUUGUACAACCAGUACUCUUCAACCACUCAGGAGCUGCUGUGUGUGCUGCUGGAGACUCUGGUAGGCUACGUUUUGCCGUUCUCCAUCCUGGUGGUUUGCUACGGCUGCCUGUGCACCCGCAUUACUCAAAUGACCUUCAAGUCCAAACGCAAGUCUACGGUUCUCAUUGCCAGUGUGGUGGUGGUGUUCGCCAUUUGCUGGACACCCUACCACAUAGGAAACAUACUCUCGCUGAUUAUCCUCGCCACGGAGACGUCCUUCCCGCAGGUCGGAGAGCAUUUGGAGAAUGCGCGAAACAACAUGACCUACAUCAGCGGAGCCAUGGUCUUUAUCAGCAGCUCCAUCAACCCGGUUCUCUACAUGUUUGCCGCCCGUUCCUUCCGCAGCUCUUUGCGGGAGACGGGCAUCGGGAAGCUCUUCCAGCACAUCUCCAGCACCUCUCCAGGUGAGGGCAGCAGGGAAUUCUCCUUUGUGUCCAAGAGACAGAACAGAACAGAUCAGACCAGCAGCUCUCACUGUGACUCGGAGACAAAAGAGCAAACUAACAUUUGUGAAAACAACCCAUCAUAGCCAUGUGAACUAAUACUCUAUGGAACUGCUUGUACAUACCAAUAUAUCCCUGUUUUUACUUUAAUGCAUCUGAAAUGUAACUAUUUACGAGUACAUGUAUUGCCAUGGAAAUAAAGUACAGUCAUAUUUUGAUUCCCACCA
Syngnathus acus (greater pipefish) is the source of this 1259-nucleotide messenger RNA. RefSeq names its product C3a anaphylatoxin chemotactic receptor-like. Gene Ontology annotation, cellular component: membrane. The transcript has a single exon. Gene Ontology annotation, biological process: G protein-coupled receptor signaling pathway. The record is from RefSeq and is a predicted model, not a curated record. Gene Ontology annotation, molecular function: G protein-coupled receptor activity. Lineage: Eukaryota; Metazoa; Chordata; Actinopteri; Syngnathiformes; Syngnathidae. Bases 75 to 1118 code for a protein of 347 amino acids.